Molecule: messenger RNA, 2227 nt
Organism: Eptesicus fuscus (big brown bat)
Lineage: Eukaryota; Metazoa; Chordata; Mammalia; Chiroptera; Vespertilionidae
Gene: TPD52L2
Product: TPD52 like 2
Exons: 8
Coding region: 123-785 (220 amino acids)
Cellular component (GO): cytoplasm
Source: RefSeq, a predicted model, not a curated record
GCGGCUGUAGUGGUUCCGCUGGCUGGUGUGUGCGCGGCGAGCGAGUCCCAGUGCGGCCCGCUCGGCUCCUACGUCCGAGACCCCCGCCGCGACUCCAGCUGUGGCUGGGCCGCCGUCUGAUCAUGGACUCUGCUGGCCAAGAUAUCAACCUGAAUUCUCCUAACAAAGGUCUGUUGUCCGACUCCAUGACGGAUGUCCCUGUUGACACGGCAGUGGCUGCCCAGACUCCUGCUGUCGAGGGUCUGACGGAAGCUGAGGAGGAAGAGUUGAGGGCCGAGCUCAUGAAGGUAGAAGAGGAAAUCGUCACCCUGCGCCAGGUCCUGGCGGCCAAGGAGAGGCGCUGCGGAGAGCUGAGGAGGAAGCUGGGCCCCUCUGCUUCGGAGGGCCUGAGGCAGAGCCUGUCCAGGAGCUGGCGCGACGUGCAGGUCUCGAGCGCCUAUGUGAAAACUUCUGAGAAACUUGGAGAGUGGAAUGAGAGAAUGACCCAGUCGGACCUCUACAAGAGGACUCAGGAGACUCUCUCUCAGGCGGGACAGAAGACUUCAGCUGCCCUGUCCACCAUGGGCUCUGCCAUCAGCAGGAAGCUCGGGGACAUGAGCAGCUACUCCAUCCGCCACUCAAUGAGUAUGCCAGCCAUGAGGAAUUCUGCUACCUUCAAGUCACUUGAAGACCGAGUUGGGACCAUCAAGUCUAAGGUGGUGGGUGGCAAAGAGAAUGACAGUGACAGCUUUCCCUCCCCGACUGGGAGUGGCGACAAGCCCCUGCCCGAUCACGCGCCCUUCUAAGCUGAAGCAGCUUUGCCGGCCACGGAGCAAGUGCAGGCAUGCCCUCAUCGCCACGACAGCCACUGCGCAAGGGAGCAACAGCAGCUGCAGGAGGACAUGGAGCGCUUUGAGGACAGUCAUGCCGUCACACGUGGACGUGGCCCUGCACGCGCAUGACUUAGAGAACAGUCUUGUGUACAGAUGCUUCACACUAAAGUCGUAGAUGCAACAAUCACUGUGCCAUCCUUCCCGGGACCAGGAAGUGGACGGGGCUGGGGAUCAGAGCCAUGUUCCUUUUGGCAAUCUUGUUCAUCAGAAUGCUGAAACAAUGGGAAGAGACAGGUGUAAAGUGAGUGGUGUUUCUAAACUCCUCCUCCCCUGUGCCACGGAAGGGAGCGUCUUCCAGAAGCCCCAUCUGACCUGCAGUUUUUAUUUCAAAAUGCUAACCAAGAAAACUGUCCAUUUCCUGAGAUCCUCCAAAAAGAAACUAUCGGCUGCCUCAUUCUCACACUAAUGAUCUAGCUUUAGCAAAAGCAAAUUAUUUUUUAAAAGCAGUGGAUUUUUCAAAAUUUAAAAUUAAGCAAAACAGCUUUAGCCUCAUCAUUACAAGAUUAUUUGUUUGGACUCGAGCUAAAAUACAAGCCUUAUCACCUAAUGCUUAUUUGUUUAUAAUGUUUUUAUUUAUACGAGUGAGUUCUUUAGUGGGUUCUGACACUGCACAGAAUUCUGCAUCUACCUGAGGGCCGCGCGCCUGCGCCAGUGGUGUGUUUCAUUUCACUAACGCACUCCCAGUGUACGGAACUCGCUCUUCUCUCCUCAACAGCCCUGGCCAGUGGGCUCCUGGGCCUUGGGGAGUGGCGAUAGGAGAAAGAAAAGCCAGCACCUGACAGAGCUGCCGCGCUGCCCUCGUGGGCCAGGCCUGACCAGGCGCAGCUGGCACGGCACUCAGUGGCUCCAGCUGUGUUUGCUGUUCACAUGCCCAGGACACUCGAGAAGUGCAUGGACCCUGCAGGGCCGGGCAGGGCGGGGUGUGGGGGUCAGCUGGACCUCUACUGUUGCCUUUUCUCAGGAGCUACAAAGAUCUCUUUCCCAUUUUGAAGCUGCCACACCCCAGCAGCCUCACCCAGGGCCCCAGGUGUCGGGUGUGUCUGGAGGGGCAGCUUGUGCCUUCCUGGUUCUUAGCGGGCCCAGGCCUGGCCUGCCUGCAUGUGAUGGGCGCACCCCCUGGGGAGAAGCCAGCAGCUCAGUGACCACUUUGGGGGACUGCUCUGGGACCAGAGUGUCUGCGGUCACCUCAGACACCCUGGGGGCUGUGGUCCGCCCAGUGUUGUUUCUUCAGAGUCGGAACCUCAGACUCCUGGCAGGAGGCCGGAGGCAGGGCUACAACGGAUGUGUCUUUUCCAUAAAGUAAAUAACACAUAAAUAACCAAUAAAGCAUUCCUUCGGGGGGAAAUGAACUUCAA